Molecule: messenger RNA, 1562 nt
Organism: Symsagittifera roscoffensis
Lineage: Eukaryota; Metazoa; Xenacoelomorpha; Acoela; Convolutidae
Product: centrosomal protein 20-like
Exons: 1
Coding region: 653-1465 (270 amino acids)
Biological process (GO): microtubule anchoring
Cellular component (GO): centrosome
Molecular function (GO): protein binding
Source: RefSeq, a predicted model, not a curated record
AAAUUGAUCCUCAUUUCGAGUUUUUCCUGGUUUUUGUGCAAUUUUAAUUGCUAUAAUUUCGUGUUUUCCUCGUUGUUUUGCUUAAAAGGUUUAUUCGGCUUAAAUAGUUUGGUUAAUAGUAGAUUCAUAAGUGGGGGUGUACUUGAGCUAGGGUGAUGUAGAUACUUCGAGUUUCAAAGCUGUAUUGUUAAAUUUAUACAGUAAUUUUGUUUUUGGCUCAACGGGUGUCUGCCAAGUAUUGUCGGCCUAAUUGCCGCUAGAUACAUUUUGUUUGAACACUAAUAAUAGCGCUGGUAGAUGUGCUUCAAGUUUUUAACAAUUCGAAGAUUAUUCGCUAAGACCUACGUGAAAAUAUUUCUGAUAGAGGCACUGCAAGAGUUUUGUUUCAUAUUUUUUCGGUUAUAUGGUUUUUGUCUCAUUUUAUGUCUGCCAGCUUGACAUGCUAUUUUUGUGAUGUAGUUUUUUUCCGUUAUAUGUUUUUUGUCUCAUUUUAUGUCUGCCAGCUUGACAUGCUAUUUUUGUGAUGUAGUGAAUGCAAAUGGUGCUUAUGACGUGCCUCUUGUUUAUGGGUUGUAUUUCUUAUAGGGUCUGUUCUGUUUAUUUUGCUUUUUACCAAGUCAUGUUUUUUAAGAUUUUUUGACGUUCUUCAAAAAUGACUGAUGUGACAGAGUUCAAAAAAUUGGUCAUGGAGAAUUUGAACUCUAAAGGAGUUCUCCAGCAGAUCCAAGCGAAUCUAAGAAGCGAAAUAUUCAAAAGUCUUCACGAAACGGAUUCAGUUGCCAAAGGAGAAUCACUCUGUCAGGAAAACUUAGUCAUCAAUGAGCUGAUUAGGGAGUAUCUGGAGUACAACAAACAUCAGAACUCACUGUCUGUAUUUCAAAUGGAAACUGGAACUCCAAAGAAUGGCGUCGACAGAGAAUUUGUGAAAAGUGAUUUGAAUUUGGAAGAAUCGGGAACAAACAUGCAAAAGUUGCCACUUAUAUACGGAAUAGUCUCUAUGCUUCAAAGCAUAGACCAACACAAGAAGAUUCAAACUGCGUUUUCAAAAACCAAUAGAACGAAAAUGCCAUCCCAAGUUCGAGAGCCGAAUGAUCAAAUCCGAAUCGGCGGCGAAAGUCGUAGCAUGUAUUCAACUCUGAGCGAUGACGCUGCAAGUCAAGAAGAGGAAGGUUAUACUAGCAUCAAAAAUGCAAGAGUUCCGGAUUCGGGUAGACAAAGCGCCGCUUCUAUUGGAAUGGCAGGAUACUCCGCAAAUGAUUUCGAGGUUUCGUCCGAAAACGACGAUUCGUCAAGUCGUCGAAAGACACCGUCUGUUGGAAGCAGCGGACCCUCUCGUGAAACGUCAUUCAAUGGAUAUAGCCAUGAGAAAUAUGGCGAUUAUGAUGAAGAUGACGACGAUGAUGAAGAUUAUUUGACAAAUUCUGUGAAUGUAAUGGCUAUUGAAGACUUAGCUCCUGUUGAUUAAUUUUUUAAUGAAAAAGUCUUGUAAAUAUCUGUGAAUAUGUAAGUGUUAAAUUAACCUUUAAGAGUUUGAUUGUAUUGAAUUCAAAGCUUUCGAGAGA